Pseudonaja textilis is the source of this 1479-nucleotide messenger RNA. The record is from RefSeq and is a predicted model, not a curated record. NCBI's taxonomy places the organism in Eukaryota, Metazoa, Chordata, Lepidosauria, Squamata, Elapidae.
UUUCUUAGGAAAAACCUAGAGAGAGCUAACAGCCUCCUGCAAAGAAUCUUGAAUUCCUGGCUGGAACCCAAACGAUAAACAAUAGUGGCAGAAGCAGCAUGUAGAGAAAGAAAUUGUCAGUGCAAAUGGACAAAAACGUGUUAUUCUUGUUGAGCUAUACGGCUAAAUUGCAAGUUGUAAAUUCAUUCCAUUUUCUUUGGCCUUAAAGAGGUGCUUUUAAAAGAGCCCAGAGACCGACCUUCCUCUGAUGAUCAUGCCCUGUCUGCAGGCCUUCUGUUAGCCUCCUGGCUUAGUCUCCAGCGGCACCGGUAGUGCCGACCUCUGAAGACCCCAAGGGUUUCGGUGCAGCGUUGGAUUUAUUCGGCUGGACCCCCGAAUGUAUACCCCAAGUGGCUCAGUGUUGCCAGGUGGCCGGAGGCGAAGAGGCCAAGAUGGGAGUGCCUUGCCCAAGCAGCCCGAAAGGAGCCUGGCGUCUGCCUUGCCCGGGGCGCUCUCCAUAACCGCUCUGUGCACCGCCUUGGCAGAGCCCGCCUGGCUACGGAUACAUGGGGGCACUUGUUCUCGCCAGGAACUGGGUGUGGCGGAUGUGCUGGGAUACAUUGACCCGGAUCUACUUAAAGACUACUGCAUGAAUCCACAGACGGUGCUGCUGCUUCGGGUGAUCGCUGCUUUCUGCUUCUUGGGAAUCAUCUGUAGCCUUUCCGCGUUCCUUCUCGACGUCUUCGGCCCCAAACACGCUGCACUGAAGAUUACCCGCCGUUACGCGUUUGCUCACAUUCUCACAGUGCUGCAGUGCGCCACGGUGAUCGGGUUUUGCUACUGGGCGUCGGAGCUGAUUCUAGCCCAGCAGCAGCAGCACAAGAAGUACCACGGCUCGCAGGUCUACGUUACGUUUGCCAUCAGUUUUUACCUGGUGGCCGGAGCCGGCGGGGCAUCCAUCCUGGCCACGGCCGCCAACCUGCUGCGCCACUACCCCACUGAAGAAGAGGAGCAGGCCUUGGAGCUUCUGUCCGAGAUGGAGGAGAACGAACCUUACCCCGCGGAGUACGAAGGAAUCAACCAGUUCCAGCCGCCGCCGGCUUACACGCCAUAACGCUUCCCCGGACGAUGGCUGGGGCAAGGAGGGGGGGGCGGGGCUUUCUUCCAGCCCCUCCCAGAACGUCAACCCGCACACAACUGCUUGGGAAGGCAUUCCCUUCUCUUCCUGGGACCUCCUCUUGUAGGUGUUUCUUCCUUUCCUCCCCGCCCCCCCAAUCCCCCCGUGGAUCUGCUCCCUUUUUACCGUUUCCUGUCUGGGGAGAAGACCAGGAGCCCGAGCUGAAGACUUGCUCAUGCAGCGACCUCUGAAGCGGUCGGAUUCCGAAGCAAUGGGGUGACCUUUGGGAGCGGGGUUUGAACCUCAGGCAUUCGGGGGGGUGGGGGGGGGGGCAAGAACUGCCCGACGUUUUCGAGCGGCAGAGCGGGUUGAGGCUCCAGAGC